Molecule: messenger RNA, 1575 nt
Organism: Talaromyces proteolyticus
Lineage: Eukaryota; Fungi; Ascomycota; Eurotiomycetes; Eurotiales; Trichocomaceae
Product: permease for cytosine/purines, uracil, thiamine, allantoin-domain-containing protein
Exons: 1
Coding region: 1-1575 (524 amino acids)
Biological process (GO): transmembrane transport
Cellular component (GO): fungal-type vacuole membrane; plasma membrane
Molecular function (GO): transmembrane transporter activity
Source: RefSeq, a predicted model, not a curated record
AUGGAUCCCGUCGAUCCAGAAAAGGGUCACGGCGUAACCACCUCUGCCGCGGACACCAAAGCUGCCCUGGACAGCAGCUCCAACGAUGAAGCGCAGCCUCCCCACCGCGAUGUCGCCUAUGAGCAAACGACCAGCGUGCUUGGCCGGUUACGUGCGCUCGAGCACAGCAUGGACCAAAAAUUCCAUAUCGAAUCGGAAGCCAUCGAUCGCAAGCGUCCCGAAGACAAACGCAAUGUAUCCUGGACCGAACAAUUAUCAAUGGCCUUGCUCUGGGCUAGCGGAACCAUGAAUAUCUCCUGCUUCGCUACUGGCUUUCUUGGCUGGGAAUUUGGACUGAGUCUAAGGCAAUCUAUCGUCAUCACCAUAUUUGCCUCACUACUCGGCGCGUCUAUAACCGGAUUUUGCGCAACUUUUGGCGCCGCGACCGGCUUGCGCCAGAUCAGUGUCAGUCGGUACAGCUUCGGAUGGUGGCCAAACAAGCUUAUUGCACUGCUCAAUAGCAUCCAGCAAAUGGGCUGGGCUGCUGUCGCGUGUAUAACCGGUGGCCUGGCCCUCACCGCAGUGUCGGAUGGCCAUGUUUCCCUAGUCGUGGGAAUCAUCAUUUUGGCCGUGGUGGCUUUGAUCAUUUCCUUCGUUGGACUGAACGCCAUCCUGGUAUAUGAGCGUUAUGCCUGGGUUAUCUUUUUCGUCAUCUUUCUCAUCAUUUUUGGCGAAACGGGAAAAUACGCCGACAACACCAGCCCGGCCUCCGUAACUGGCGCCAACCUCGGCGCCUCCGUCCUCAGUUUGUUGGCCAUUGUCUAUGGAUCGAGUGCGUCGUGGGCGACCAUGGCUAGUGACUAUUAUGUCCUUUACCCGGCAAACGUCAGCCGCGUCAAGGUCUUUUUCAUGACUACGUUCGGUAUUGCAAUUCCCACGUCUAUCGGCAUGGUUGCAGGCUGUGUUGCCGCCUCUGCACUCAACAACAAACCAGAAUGGCACGAUACCUAUGAAAAUCAAGGCGUUGGCUACCUUAUUCAGGAAAUGCUGUACCCACGAGGAUUUGCCAAAUUCCUCCUUACUUUGCUCGUGCUGUCUGGAAUCAACGUCAAUGUGAUCAGUAUUUAUAGCGCCGCGAUUUCGUUCCAACAACUCUCGAGACCAUUUUCGGCCAUCCCUCGCUUCAUUUGGACUCUGUUCUGUUUCGCGUGCAUUCUAGCACUAGCCCUGGGUGGUAGAGAAGAGCUGAACACCUAUCUGCAGGAUUUCCUCAGUCUGCUGGGCUACUGGUGCACCAGUUACGGCAUCAUCCUCUUUGAGGAGCAUUUUAUCUUUCGCAAGGGUAAUUUUGAAAACUAUGAUCUCGAAGGUUGGAACAGCCCCGCUCGGUUGCCGCUGGGGAUUGGCGCAAUUGUUGCUUUUCUCUUGGGUGUUAUUGCCUGGUGUAUGGGUAUGGAUGAAACAUGGUUCGUUGGGCCUCUCGCAAAAUUGAUUGGAGAUGGUGGUGGCGACGUCGCAAAUGAAUUUACCUUUGUUGUGACUGCUAUCAGCUAUAUACCCGCUAGGUAUUUGGAGUUGAAGUACUUCGGCCGGUAA